AUGAUGAUGUGGAAGCCGAGCUUGUUUGACGACUCGGACGGCGAAGUCACUCCAGUGUGCAGCGACGAGUCCUCGCCUUACCUCCUUGAUGACCUGGACGUCUUUGAAUCAUGCCUGAGCAGCAUGAGCAGCAUAGACAGCGGAAAAGGGAAUCCCGUUACGCCUCUCACUCCUGUUACUGUCAAGUCGUCAUUCGACGUCAAUGAAACCCUGGUUGAUGGCGUAGGCUCGAUUGGAGAUCUCAUCCAUCAUCGUGGGGGAGGGAACAGCUCGAACCUCACUGAUACUGAUGAUGAUGAAUAUUUCACCUCAAGCUCUUCGCCUUCGAGAACGCCGUUAAAAGCUCAGCCAUGGGAUGGGUGUAUCUCUUGGAAACACACGUCAAUGAAAAAAAGCAAUGGUAAAUGUGAAGGGAGCCCAUUCUUAUCCCGGCCUGGCCACAGUUCGGACUUCCUGACACAUGGGCUCGUAUACGUUCCGCGAAUUGAUGAUAGGGAUGCAUACCGAACUGUUUAUCUCACCCAUCUCCCUCUUGACGUGGAUAUGAAAACUCUUCUGUCUGCCAUCCGAGGAGGGAUAGUGUACUCAGCCCAUAUCAUGAACAUGGAAGAGGCUGCAGGGUAUCACAUGGGAGUUGUUACCUUUGUUCGAGGCCAGGAUGCCGCAGCCUACGUCAACUUUGCCGCCAUGCACGGCGUAUACUUCAAUGACGACAGGGUCAAUGUCAGCCUUUCUAAGACGCCAACGUACCCAAUAUCCAAAAUGAUGCAGCAGAACAUUUUCGACCAGCUCUACACUCGUUGCCUGGUUAUUUGCGGGGACCGGGACCCAAGACGCUACACAUAUAUUGCAUGGCACCUAAAGGCCAAGAUGCCAACUGAUUUUGGAAUGGGGGAUAGGAUGACUGAGAACAAUGCGGAAACGGAAAUUAAUAUCCGCUUUAGCUCAAUCAGGGCGGCCGAUUGUGCGUAUGAGAUUCUUCGUGGACUGCUGAGGGACUGUACCAAUAGGUUUGCUCUGGAUCCUUGUGCCCAGCCUCUUCCGAGCGUUGAAGGAGAGAAGAAGGCAAAGGAGUUUGUGCCUACUAUAGAAUUGGCCUGCAGUGGUCCUUGGAUGUGA
Arthroderma uncinatum is the source of this 1119-nucleotide messenger RNA. RefSeq lists its product as uncharacterized. Gene Ontology annotation, molecular function: RNA binding. The transcript is spliced from 2 exons. The record is from RefSeq and is a predicted model, not a curated record. NCBI's taxonomy places the organism in Eukaryota, Fungi, Ascomycota, Eurotiomycetes, Onygenales, Arthrodermataceae. Bases 1 to 1119 code for a protein of 372 amino acids.